CCUGUAGUGAAAGAUUUCAGCUGCCCGCUAUCAUCCACCUGCUCUUGUGCAGAGGGGAGAGGAAAAACAUUCGUUCAAAAAAAAGAGAGAGGAGAGGAAAAACCAGAUCGUCAAUGGCGCAUGCGAAAGCAGGAGCGUCCCUGCAGGUGCCCAACGUGCAGGAACUCGCCCAGACUUGGAACGGAUCAGGCGAGCGGGUGCCUGACCGGUACGUCAGGAAGGAGGAGACCGCCGCCGAGGAGGUCGUCGCCGGCCGCGCCAUCCCGGUCGUCGACCUCAGCAGGUUGCUUGACCCACGGUCCUCGGAAGAGGAGCUCGCGAACCUCGGAGAUGCCUGUCAGCACUGGGGUUUCUUUCAGCUCGUCAACCACGGUGUGCCGGACGAGGUGCUCCAGGACGUGAAGAGGGACAUCACCGAGUUCUUCAACCUCCCGCUGGAAGCCAAGAAGGCGCACGCGCAGGUUCCGGGCGGCCUCGAGGGGUACGGCCAGGCGUUCGUCUUCUCCGAGACGCAGAAGCUGGACUGGGCGGACAUGAUCUACCUCAUGAUCAGCCCCAGGGAGGAGCGGGACCCGAGGUUCUGGCCCGCCCGGCCGCCGUCCUUCACGGGCUCCGUCGACAGGUACGCGGCGGAGACGGCGAGGGUGGCGGCGUCCUUGCUGCGGUCCAUGGCCGCGGACCUGGGCGUGGCGCCGGAGCGCCUCUCGGAGGCGUUCCGGGGGCUGCCGCAGAGCAUGAGGACGACCUACUACCCGCCGUGCCGGCAGGCCAGCGACGUGCUCGGGCUGUCGCCGCACACCGACGCCACUGGCCUGGCGCUGCUGCUCCACGUCAACGAUGUGCAGGGCCUGCAGAUCAGGAAGGACGGCAGGUGGCUCGCCGUUGACCCUCUGCCCGGCGCUUUCGUCGUCACCGUCGGCGACAUACUGGAGAUUCUAAGCAAUGGGAGAUACAGAAGCAUUGAGCACAGGGCCGUGGUCCACCCUGACAAAGACCGCAUCUCGGCGGCGGUGUUCCAUCAGCCGUGCCCCGACACGACGAUCGGCCCACUGCCGGAGCUGGUGAAGAAAGACAGCGGCGGGGCACGGUACAAAUCCAUGGAGUACAUGGACUUCAUGAAGAGCUUCUUCGCGGCGAAGCUCGAUGGACGGAGGAGCCACAUGGAUGCUUUGAGGAUCUAGUUGUGAAGUAGUAUUGUGUUAUUUUUUUUUAAACGAAUCUGGCAGGAGAGGUGAAGAGUCAAUUACUAGAAAAACUUUGUGAUUGCUUGUAGGAAAAAUAAAACAAAAUAUUGUGAUGCAUCAUGACAUGAAACGUGCACGUCUUUGUUUUUAUAGCCGUCUGUCAGAUAAUUUACACACUACAAUAAUGAACUGCGGUAUGCUCCGACUUUUUUUGAA
This is a messenger RNA of Setaria italica (foxtail millet), 1400 nucleotides long. RefSeq names its product S-norcoclaurine synthase 1. Bases 114 to 1181 code for a protein of 355 amino acids. Lineage: Eukaryota; Viridiplantae; Streptophyta; Magnoliopsida; Poales; Poaceae. The record is from RefSeq and is a predicted model, not a curated record. The transcript is spliced from 3 exons.